UCAGUUUAAUUUUGCCUUACUAGCGGGAAAUACGUAAUAAAUUUACGUAUGGUGGUGGGUUCUCGCCUUCCUUUAAGUCACUUUUCGUUUUUAUUAUAAUUUCUCCACAACAACUUAAAAAUAAAAAAAAAGAACUUUUGUCGUUCCUUAAGAAACCUUCUUGUUGUUAAUACAUUUAAACAUUAAAAUAAAUAUAGAAAAAAGGCAAAAUGAAUUGGUUACUUGUGUCGGUUAUAACGGUCUUAACGGUUGCGUUGUUUAAAGAAGUCAACUGUCUAGUAUUAACCGAAAUCGAAGGACCCUCACUAGUUGUUAUCGAAGAUGAAAAUGUUGAACCGAUACCUAUGAAUUGUCACUUUAAAGUGGAGGAAGAAAGUAAUUCGCUCGUUGUCAAAUGGACUAAAGAUAAUAAAGUGGUUUUCCAAUACAUCAAAGGACAUGGCGUAAAUGUUAUCCCAGAAUUUAGAGGUGAAGUAGACCCCUUAUCAUCCGAUCCGAAUGAUGAAGAAAGUGGCAUACUACUGCUAAAACCAUCGAUUGAGACAUCUGGUACAUACAAGUGCAAUAUUCAAACGGAUAAAAAGACAAUAUCCAUGGAUAAAGAAUUGCAUAUAAUUGAUAUACAAAAUUAUACACACACACUCCAGCAUAAGCGCAUCCAAAAUGAAACACAUUUGGAAUGUGAAAUCGAGAAUGUUUAUCCCAAACCAACAUUGGCUAUUCAGACCUUCAAUGGCGAGCAAAUUCAAAUUAUUGCAAGCGAUGUAAAUUUGCUGGAUGAUGGUAAAUUCCAAGCAAGCGCAACUGCCGUUAUAAGAACAGAUGACGAUAGCACCGACGAAUACCAAUGCGUUUCUAUGUUUAACGGCUUAUCAUUUAACUUAACAACGAAUAUAAUUUCAGGUAGUGUGUCCUCUAGAAGACCUGAAUGGAGCCAUCUUUUAUUAACUGUUUUAAUAGCACUUGUUACUUAUGAAAAAUUUAGUUAUUAGAUUUUAAAAAUUCUAACGCUUACUAACUACUGUAACUUAUUUGUUGGUUUUGUAAAUAUUUUUAUAAGAUUAUAGCGAAAAUAUAUAUGUAAAUAUAAUACUAAUUGUGUACAUGUGUAAAUA
This is a messenger RNA of Bactrocera tryoni, 1115 nucleotides long. Its product is annotated as butyrophilin subfamily 1 member A1. Lineage: Eukaryota; Metazoa; Arthropoda; Insecta; Diptera; Tephritidae. The coding region runs from base 210 to 992 and encodes 260 amino acids. The record is from RefSeq and is a predicted model, not a curated record. The transcript is spliced from 4 exons.